AUGGCUAAUCUAUCGCCACCAAGUCCUCCUAGAUCUCCUGGCCCUUCAAGAAUGUCUCGAAAAUGGGCUAGAAAGUGCGAACGUUAUUGUUGCAUUGGCGCAACUUACUUCCCCCUUGUAUUUGUAUACAGUAUCACAACCUGGGCUGUCUGGGUAGAAACUACAAUUGGAUUUCUGGCAGAUGGCAGCAGAACACACUGGAUAGGAAAGGGGACGUCAUUUCUGGGAAUCAUUAUAUAUCUUCUCCUGAAUUGGUCGUAUACGGCUGCGGUCUUCACGAGUCCAGGAACUACCACGGCCGCAAACCAUGGAUAUAGCGCCCUUCCCACACACAAUCCUGUGGCGACAAACUUCACGGUGAAAUCGAAUGGGGAAUUGCGCUAUUGCAAGAAAUGCCAGGCAAGGAAGCCAGAUCGAACGCACCAUUGCUCAACAUGCGGAACUUGUGUAUUAAAGAUGGACCAUCAUUGUCCAUGGUUAGCUACCUGCGUUGGACUGCGAAAUUAUAAAGCCUUCCUCUUAUUCCUGAUAUAUACAACAUUGUUCUGUUUUCUCUGUUUCGCAGUCUCCGGAACUUGGGUUUGGAGAGAGAUAUUGAGCGAUGGAGAAUAUACCGAUUCAUUGUUACCCGUCAAUUAUGUGAUGCUAGUGGUAAUUUCUGGGAUUAUAGGAUUGGUCUUAGCAGGUUUUACAGGAUGGCACAUUUUAUUAUCAUCCCGCGGUCAAACGACAAUUGAGUGCCUCGAGAAGACGAGAUAUUUGUCCCCAUUGAGAAAGACUAUGCAACAUCAACACAUUCCUGAAGAUCAAGCCCCUGGAUCAUACGAACAAUUAGAGAGAGCUCGAGCAAGAGAUCGAUAUGAGGAAUAUCUUGACGAACAAGAUUCGGAAAAAUUACCUAGCGCUUUUGAUCUUGGGUGGAGGAGGAACUUCAAGCAUUUAUUUGGACCCAAGGCAUUAUUAUGGGCGGUUCCUAUACCUACUACCACUGGAGAUGGAUGGAGUUGGGAGGCAAGUCCAAAAUGGUUAGAGGCUCGAGAAAAACUUGCCCGAGAAAGAGAAGAACAAAGAAAUAGAGAAAGGGCUGCUGGCUGGGGCGAGCCAGCAUCUCCAAUAGUACCCCUGCCAAGAUCAGAGGGAGCUGGCAGACAUUAUGUUUCCUAUCCCACACAACCCAAUCGAGCCAACCGUUCUCAAUCCAAAGCAGACCGAAUCUUGGGGCGCAGUCCAAAUCAAUAUGUGGAUGAAGCAGACUCAAACUCCGUCUCGAUGCAAACACUGCAGCCAAGAGACAGCGACGAAGAUCCUUACGAAAUUAGCAGUGACGAAGAUGAGGCGGAAAGAAAAGUGCUCGACAGAAAAGCUGCCGCUGGGUGGCCCCAGAGAGUUGGUGUAGUUACGAAUACAUUACUAGGAAAUACGAUAGCACGACAAAAGGAUGACACGAGAGGAUGGGAUGGGCAUGUACAUGGACACGAUGAUGAUGUGGAUUAG
Botrytis byssoidea is the source of this 1494-nucleotide messenger RNA. RefSeq lists its product as uncharacterized. Gene Ontology annotation, cellular component: Golgi apparatus; endoplasmic reticulum. Gene Ontology annotation, molecular function: protein-cysteine S-palmitoyltransferase activity. Gene Ontology annotation, biological process: peptidyl-L-cysteine S-palmitoylation; protein targeting to membrane. The transcript is spliced from 2 exons. The coding region runs from base 1 to 1494 and encodes 497 amino acids. The record is from RefSeq and is a predicted model, not a curated record. Lineage: Eukaryota; Fungi; Ascomycota; Leotiomycetes; Helotiales; Sclerotiniaceae.